AUUUUUAAAUUGUUAUAGAUACCAAGCGGCAAACCAAGCUCAGCAUAACGGAGGUCGCCAUAGAAACUAUGAGUUAGACUUGGAACGAGAUCAUGCACUGCCAACUUCUGCACCAAACGCUGAUAUUUUAAAAAGUAAUAAUAAUCCCACCUAUCCGAAUCCAAAUCGYCAUCACAGCAGCAGCAGUCAUGAUAGAGAUCGUCAUCGGCACACUAUGCAGUACAAUUCAACACCAAUUCCAUCAAUUCCUAACUUACUAAAGAAAAUCAGCGGUCAGCCAACUAUACCAAUGUAUCCUGGAGAUAUACCGUCAUAUUCGCCACCAUCAAGAGCAUUUUUUACCCCGCCAUUACCGCCGGAAUAUCAAAAUCCAUUCGCUGACAAACCCACCUUACGGGGCACAAAUAAUGAAGGCCUUAUAUCGAAUACAGUUCCGUUUAAUAAUAGGCGCCCAAUACCGCCGCCCAGCUUGAUGCCCGGUCAUGAAAGGAUACCAUUUCGUCCACCCGAUUUGGCCGCGUCGCAUGGUAACGGAGAUGGUAAUUCAAAUCACAAUACAAAUGAUAGUUACUUUGCCAGUUCAGUGGAUCCGAAGAAGCCACUUGUCGCGACCAGCAUAGAGGGAGCUUUGGAUAUUGCCGGCGAUCGUAAAAAAGCACUCAAUACACCGGCACGCAAUGGAAAUGAUGGCGGUGCAGUUGAAUCAUCAGAUCCUAAUGCUAAAAAUCGUAAAACAGAAGAUGUGGGCACUUCUAAUAGCAAAGAAAAUUCAAAUAAAAGGCAAGAAGUAUUGCCGAAUAUCAGACGCAUACUGGGAUCAAAUGGUAAGAAAGGUGACAUUCCUGCAGUUUUGUUGCGCCAUGUGACACAGCGUCCUAUGGUCCCCUAUCAUCAGCCUCCAGCAUCGCCGAUUGUUUCGGUUGAUAACGUUGAAACUGCAAAUGGUAAUGGCAACAGCAGUAGUAUGACUGAUGAUGGUACAUCUUCCGCUGCCAGUCCAAAUAUAAAUAAGAGUAAACAAUUGUCUGGACAAUUGGAUUACAAUAAUAGUGCUGCUGCAAGAGAUUCGUUCGGAAACAAUGCUAGUCAGACAACAGUUGCAACAUUAUCCGCUUCAACUUCAAUUGUCGAGGCAGCUGCUACAUCGUUUACGUCAGCAUCGGCAACAACAAACCCAAAGCCAACUUUAAAAAACAUUUCAGCAGCAGGGAAAUCUGGUCAAGAUGCUGGCGUAAUAGGAGUCACUGCUAGGGAAGGAGAUGCUGUAGGUGCUGCUGCUGCAGCGGCAUCUGCAAAUACCACAUGGACAUGGGCAUGGAACAUACAUAUAUAUCUGUCAGUCGUAUUAUUCACAAUAUUAGCAGUCUAUUCGCUUUACAAACUUGUCACUUAUAACAAAUUGACACAUCUUUUCGCUCAAUCAUAUUUUGUUUACAUACAACUUAUACUAAUCACAAUUUGCAUAAUGCGCAUAAUUUACUUGUGCGUUGACGCAUACAAUAUUCAUGGAACAUUCCAAAUAUUUGCAGCAGAACUUCUUUUAAAUUUGCCAUCAACAUUCUUGACAGUUGCAUUUGCAGUGCUUAUACUUUUUCUGUUUCUCAAGUCCCUCAAUCACAAAAAUAAUCGGUACUCUGCGUUAGUUAGGCCACUGACUGUCGUUGUCGGAUGUGGUGUUCAUGUUGGACUCUGCAUUACACUGCAUUAUGUCGAAUCAUAUACACUGCAAAAUCACCAUAUGUACUAUCAGCAACAGCAACAGCAUCAAUAUUUUCGUCGCCAACAGCAGCAACAGCAGCAUCAACAAUUGCAUUCGCAAUCACCAUUUUCUGGUAGCCCAUCGACCAGUUUGGCCAAUUCGCCUCCUCCUCGUGUUCUUUCACUGAUAUGUCAAAUAAUAUAUAUUUUCAUUUGCUUUAGUUUGGGUCUACUAUAUCUAUAUUUAUAUCGCAUUCUAAAGCGUAUAUUAAGAAGCAAAUCCCAAAACUAUAUACAUGGCUAUCAAAAUUUGUCCUAUGCGAUUCAUAUAACAAUCGCAACGGCCUUGCUGUUUGUGUUAUUAGCUGCUCUACAAAUCUUUGGCGCUGUUUGCAUCUCAGCGACACGCCCUCUUAUGAGCCAGGCAAAUAUUCUUGAAAUUGACUGGAUGCAGUGGGGUUAUCAGUUUUCAUUGCGUCUAAUCGAAAUUGCAAUCAUAACACUAAUAUCCUGGGUGACUGGCUUAAAGACCAGCCUGGGCAGCAAUGUCAACGCUGCCAUAUCCCUCAAUAGUGAUGUACGUAUUGCUGGACAAGCUAGUGGUGGUUUUGGUGCCAAUGCCACUGGUAGUGUAAUCAGAGAAAAACAUGCUGUUGCUGCUCCUGUCCAUCACAACUCACAUUCAAAUGUAGCGAACUUCUUCUUGCCUUGCACGUCGAGCUCCAGUCAGGAACAAUUCGAAACCGAUUAUCCAGCUAUUUGCAACGCAAAUACGAAUUUACAUACGUACACAAUGCGUACGGGCAAACUUAUCUAUGAUGAUAGCUAUGCGCUAAACUCGUUGGCUGGACCAUCGGCAGCGUCUCCAAGUGGCGGUGGCACCGAGUAUCAGCUGCAGGAACCUAUGUAUCAAAGACCUUACGAUACGGGUUCCAUCAAUCAUAAUAUUACCGCUGAAUAUGGUCAGCAAUCAUCGAGAUACCAUCAUAUUCAUCAUAAUCAUCAUAAUAUGCGUGCGCAUGAACCAGCGUCCUAUAUGAGUGCAGAUUAUAUGACCGAUACCACAACAGAUCAUUACGAGAAUCCAAAUUUUGAUUUACGCACGAAUUCUACGGGUGCUGUCGGUGUGGUGGGAGUUGCCGUCGCGCAAACACAGGCGAAAAAUACUGUUAGCUCUGAAUCAGCUUCUGGAUCGGCUUCUGGGUCCGGUUCGUCCGGUACAUCCGGUACAUCGCAACAGCAAAUGUUGCUAUUGCAGAGUGAUAGUUGCUAUUCUGAGCCAUUACAAGAGAACUCCAGCUACGAGUUCAAUAAUUUUGAGCGGCCUGUUUUCAAAGACAAAUCUAUUGACAGUAGUCCUCAUCCGACCGAUGAAUGCUGGCCAGAAAGGGAGAAAGAGGGCCGCAAGAUCACAAAGAGUCGUGAUAGAAAACAUAACAAUAAGCUCGAUGCGACAACUGAAAAUCCAGAACGACGUAGCUCCAAUUCAACAAAUUCAUGUUCUUCAUCAAAUGGUAUACGUUAUACCAAUUAUAAUACAUAUGAAAGUGGUGGCCAUUACAACGGUGUGCGUAAAAGUGGUACAUUAAACAACAUUGAUACUUGUUCAACAAUGCUUGCUGGUCAAAUUGGAGGUAUAAGUAUAGCAAGUGGUCCUGGUCCUGGGCCAGGCCCAGGACGUGCAAUUGCUGUUAUGCCGAGCAUUAAACGAGUGAAUGGUGCUCAGACCUUAGCACAUAAUGAGCGCUCGCAUUAUUUUCAAAGGAGUGGGCGCAAUAUGAGUACCAUCAAUAAUAGAACAUUGCCAUUAAAUGAAUUUGAGUUAGCUCCGAGUGUUUGCAAUGAAUUGGCGCUAAAGCAACAUCAAAUAAAACAACAGCAGAAACCACACCACCAUCCACAGCAUCAUUAUAAUCUUAACAAUUCUGAAGAGGAAGAUGAGGAAGAAGAAGAUAUAAUAUCUGGCAGCAAUGUCGAGUGCACGAACUUGAUAAGUAAUAGUGAGCAUGGCUAUUGUAUAGCAAGCGAUAACAGCAUAACAACAAGCAAAUCUCCACACCUGCAUGUACAAAAUAAUACAAAAAUAUCAUCCAUUCAUCAGCAUCUAGCACACAACAGCCCCGAUCUAAAGGCAAAUGUAUCAAAAACGUCAGGAGAUACUGAAUCACAAUCAUGCAUUUCGGAUAGCAUGAUUGUUGCUGAUCAGGGCUUCCUGCGCUUUCGGGGAGGCAAUGAAGAGCAAGUGGAGCUAGGUCAUGGUAAGCCAACGAAUGAAGUUAAUCAGCCAAGUCGCAGUGUGUCUCUAAUUUGCAGUAGUGUUAACGGCAUCAAUUGCUAAGCCAUUGCGCUUCAUAUAUAUAAAUUGACCGCUUACUGCCAAUUGUAGUUAAUUCGUCACUUUCUACUCUCUUCAAACUUGUGAUAUACAUAUUAAUACAUAUAUUACAUAACAUACAUAAAU
This is a messenger RNA of Drosophila arizonae, 4159 nucleotides long. RefSeq lists its product as uncharacterized. The record is from RefSeq and is a predicted model, not a curated record. NCBI's taxonomy places the organism in Eukaryota, Metazoa, Arthropoda, Insecta, Diptera, Drosophilidae.